AUGGCAGGGAGACGCUCUGGCCUGUGCAGGUUUCUCAGGAAGAAGAACGAAGGCCCUGGGCCUGCCCCAGCACGGCAACCUGAGGAGAUGCAAAACUUCCAGCCCCUGCAGCAGGAUCCAGGCCAGCACCGGACAGAAGAACACGUCCGUGCCCGCGGCCGCUUCCGCAGAGCAGUUCAGAGGUUUCUGAAAUUCAUAGGGAUUCGGCGUAGAACACCCAGGACCACACCACCUGAGGGCACGGCACAGCCUGACACCAGGCCAAACGACCCCAAGGCAAAGCCUGAUGUCGACUCCACGCUGACUGAUCCCACGGCAACCUCUGACACUGCUUUGACCCGUGACCUGACAAGCCCUAUCACCACACUGACCCACCUCAUGGCGACGGCUGAUAUCGCACCGAUUCAUUGUGCAGCAAACUCGGACACCGCUUUGGCUGAUGAGACAACCACCUCUGGCACAGCACCGACUGAUCUCAUGGCAAAGGCUGACAUCGCACUGAUGCUGAUGGGUGGCACAUCAAACCUUGACACGGCAUCAAUGGAUGGCACAGGAAUCUCUGGCACUGCGACGACUGAUGAAGUAACAAAUGCUGAAACCACACCGACUGAUGUCAUGGAAAAGUCCGACACCACAACGACUGAGAGCAUCGUGAACGCUGACACCACACCCACACACAGUGUGACUGAUGCUCCCAAUUUGGACUUUUUCAAGGAAAAAGGUGUCCCCAAUCAGAAGCAAGUUCCGGCCAUCGUGAGGUACAUCCACCAGUGCCUCACGUUCCAUAUGUCUUCAGAUGUCAGCCUCCACACUAACAUUCUCAGCCUGGUUGGUGCACACCCUCAUGAUGUGGUGAUGUCUCUCCUGCACCGUGCCCCAGCGUGUGACAGAGCUGCUGCAAUGAUCUGGAGGACCAUCGCCUCCUCAGGAACGACAGCAGAGAAGGUGCUCCCAACACUGCUGCAAGUCAUGGAGGACUGGCCACUGUACAGCCUGUCCUCCUCUGACGGCGACAACAAAGACGUCUUUGCCCUGGCUGCAACCCUGGCACUGCGGCUGAUCAUGCAGGAGCCCCAGUGCCAAGAUGCACUGAUGAUUUAUGCCCCCCAACUCCUCGUGGCUCUGCUUUUCCAAGUCUUCAUGAGCACAGAGCAGAUGCCAGAGGAGGCCAAGAUGUUCUGGAGGCAAUGCCAGGAGCAACAUGACCUUCCCAACGACCCCAACAGGUUUGCAGUGCAGACCAUCAAGGCCCUGCUCUGCUGUCUACACUCGGAGAAUGAGGUGGUGGCAAUUGAACGUAAGCGUGGCUGGGACACCCUCCUCCAUCCUGACACCCACCACUAUGCAGUGGGGCUGCUGGCCAGGGAGAUGCGCAGCGUUUUGAUCCCCUUCUAUUCCCUGAUCGCAACCCACCUGCUCGGGCUGCUCAGCAGGGAGGAGCCCCACUGGGAGCUGCCUGCCCUGGCCUUCCUUGUUGAGCUCCUGGACUAUGUGGAGGGGAGAAGAUGUCAUGAGAGUGUCCUGCCAAUCCUAUCAAGGCACCUGCAGAGCCAGUGCCCUGAGAGCCGUCGCCUGGCACUCAGAGGACUCCUGGUGCUCAGUGUGGAUCCCUCAAUGGCCGAAAGCAUCUGCAGCCUGGCUGAGCACCUCGUGGAGCUGCUUCAUGAUGGAGAUGGAGAUGUGGUCACCAUGACCCUCUCUGUGUUCCUGAAUAUGUUCCGGGAGAAAAACUUCGAAGCAUUCAGCUCCACUGCCCCAAAGCUGGCUGAGGCGCUCCGGCCACUCUUUGAUAACGACAACACCCAAGUGCAGCUGCUCUCUGUUCGCCUCUCCCAGGAGGUCAUGGAGUUGCUUGUGGAAGAGGGAACAAAUACGCAGGUGCAUCACAGCCUCGUGCCACUGUUCUUCCACUGGCACAAUGAGAACCAGUGCAUGGCAGAGGUUCCGGCCAUCGUGAGGUACAUCCACCAGUGCCUCACGUUCCAUGUGUCUUCAGAUGUCAGCCUCCACACUAACAUUCUCAGCCUGGUUGGUGCACACCCUCAUGACGUGGUGAUGUCUCUCCUGCACCGUGCCCCAGUGUGUGACAGAGCUGCUGCAAUGAUCUGGAGGACCAUCGCCUCCUCAGGAACGACAGCAGAGAAGGUGCUCCCAACACUGCUGCAAGUCAUGGAGGACUGGCCACUGUACAGCCUGUCCUCCUCCGACGGCGACAACAAAGACGUCUUUGCCCUGGCUGUGAGUUUCUGCAACUGGCCUUUCCUCCUCCCCAGGUCACCUCUCCAGCCGCUCUCCAUCCUCCCCCACCACUGCAUCUCCCUGCCUCAGGCAUUGGGCUGCAAAGCUGGCUGA
Molecule: messenger RNA, 2352 nt
Organism: Manacus vitellinus (golden-collared manakin)
Lineage: Eukaryota; Metazoa; Chordata; Aves; Passeriformes; Pipridae
Exons: 13
Coding region: 1-2352 (783 amino acids)
Cellular component (GO): cytoplasm
Source: RefSeq, a predicted model, not a curated record